GUGCGGGAGGCGCGGGCGGGAGGCGGCGGUGGCGGUGCCAAUAAUAGCGGCAAUAGGGGUAACGGCGGCGAUAGCACCGGCCGUGGGUGUUGUUGCUGCUAUUCGGGACUAGCGUCCCACGUUCUUCCCUAGCCCCGUGGCCAGGACUCUGCCGACAUGAGCGACGUGGAGGAGAACAACUUCGAGGGGAGGGAGUCUCGCUCCCAGUCAAAAUCUCCAGCUGGGAGUCCUGCUCGUGUAAAAUCAGAGAGCAGGUCAGGAUCUCGCAGUCCAUCGAGGGCUUCCAAACACUCUGAAUCACACUCUAGGUCAAGAUCAAAAUCAAGAUCCAGGUCCAGAAGACAUUCACACAGACGUUACACUCGCUCCAGAUCCCAUUCUCAUUCCCAUAGGAGACGUUCUCGAAGCAGAUCAUACACACCAGAAUACCGACGUCGAAGGAGCCGUAGUCACUCUCCCAUGUCCAACAGGAGAAGGCACACUGGCAGCAGAGCUAAUCCAGAUCCUAACACCUGUCUUGGAGUGUUUGGUCUCAGUUUGUACACUACGGAGAGAGAUUUACGUGAAGUCUUCUCCCGUUACGGACCUUUGACUGGUGUCAAUGUGGUUUAUGAUCAACGGACUGGACGAUCAAGAGGAUUUGCUUUUGUUUAUUUUGAGAGGAUUGAUGAUUCUAAAGAGGCGAUGGAGCAUGCAAAUGGAAUGGAGCUGGAUGGCAGGAGGAUUCGAGUCGAUUACUCAAUCACCAAGAGAGCACAUACACCCACCCCAGGCAUCUACAUGGGCAGGCCAACACACAGUGGAGGAGGUGGUGGCGGUGGAGCAGGUCGUCGCCGGGACUCAUAUUAUGAUAGGGGGUAUGACAGAGGAUAUGACAGAUAUGAAGAAUAUGACUACAGAUACAGGAGACGAUCACCAUCACCUUAUUAUAGUCGAUACCGAUCGCGAUCAAGAUCCCGUUCCUAUAGUCCAAGGCGCUACUGAAGAUCAUAAGAGCUACACUUGAGGACUUGAUUUUUAAAUACAAAGUUUGGAUCUUUAGCUUUCCCCUUCCAUCUUCCCUUUCUUGUCCUCCUUACAGCUCUUUCACAAGUCUUUGGUUCAUUUAGAAUAUACAUAUUUUCAGUUGAAGUAUUCCUAUUUUCCAUCCCUUCUUAUUGUAAUACUCUUAAAUAUUGUAAUUGUUGUAGUUUUUGUGUAGUAAAACAUCUUGAGCAAAAAAAUAGAGAACCCCAAAGUGCUGAUACAAUUUGGAAGUCAUUCCUAUUUCGUUUCUAAAACAGUUGGACUCCUGACUAAUCAGAAGAGAGCAUUGAUAUUUUUGAAGCUUGCAUGUCAUAUGUAGUACACACACUCGGAUACUUUAACAUAAACCUGCAUUUCCAAGUAACUUGUUAAUCUUUCUGUUAAAAUGUUUACCUAUUACUUUCAUAAACAAGUAAUGACUUUGAGACUUUUCUGUAAUGAUAAAUUAGCUUAGAUAGUCAUAAACCAGAGGAUUUUUUUAAUUUUUUUUUUUUGUGUGUCUGGUAGUUGCUUUGAGAGUAGACUAUUUGAGCUAGAUCAGAAUUUGGUAUUUGACUGACUGGGAGAAUAGAUCCUUGUACACUCAAAAUUGAGGCUAUGUGUUUUAUAGAAAAAUGUUUCUGGGUUGCUACACAGUGGAUAACAGAUGAAAUUGAAGUUGUUAAAUUCCUGGGGUCUUUGUGGUACUUGGUUGAAUAUUUCCCUUUAAUUGGUGCAGCAGAAAGAAUAUUUAUUGAACAUAGCAAUUAGUUAUAUAAUUUGCUGUUCAUGAAAGAUGAAAUCGCCAACUUUUUGGUAUUGAAAUAAUGAUGGAGCAAGUUCUGUUUCCAGCCCUUUUUGAACUUUUGGAAGUAUUAAUGGAAAAACCUACAGCUACAUGUAAUCCUUAUUUUUUUUUUCCCCCUCAAUAAAAUUAAGUCCACUGAUAAUGCGAUUUCUUGUC
Cinclus cinclus is the source of this 1969-nucleotide messenger RNA. It is a transcript of the gene TRA2A, whose product is annotated as transformer 2 alpha homolog. The record is from RefSeq and is a predicted model, not a curated record. Gene Ontology annotation, cellular component: spliceosomal complex. Gene Ontology annotation, molecular function: RNA binding. The transcript is spliced from 8 exons. The coding region runs from base 157 to 984 and encodes 275 amino acids. Lineage: Eukaryota; Metazoa; Chordata; Aves; Passeriformes; Cinclidae. Gene Ontology annotation, biological process: positive regulation of mRNA splicing, via spliceosome.